Sphenostylis stenocarpa is the source of this 579-nucleotide messenger RNA. The record is from the annotation of a GenBank genome assembly. Lineage: Eukaryota; Viridiplantae; Streptophyta; Magnoliopsida; Fabales; Fabaceae.
AUGGAUUCAUCACAAGGCACAGCUCUAGGGGGAAAUGGUGGGAGUGGUGGAAAUGGGACGUUGAUUUCUCAAAAUAAUGACAUGGCAACUUCUGCAGCUGGAGCUGAUGAUUCUAUGCAGAAGUUGAACCAGGUCAGCAACUCAAUUCAGAAAACGUUGGGCCUUAUUCAUCAGCUUUACCUCACUGUUUCUACGUUCAAUGCUGCCUUUCAAAUGCCUCUUCUCCAGCGCAUUAAUGGCCUUGUUGUAGAGCUUGACAACAUGGUUAAAUUGGCAGAGAAAUGCAACAUUCAGGUUCCUAUGGAGGUUGUCAAUUUAAUUGAUGAUGGGAAGAAUCCAGAUGAAUUUACUAAAGAUGUUAUAAACAGCUGUAUUGCAAAGAAUCAGAUCACCAAAGGAAAAACUGACGCCUUAAAGAGUUUGCGUAAACAUCUUUUAGAGGAAUUGGAGCAGAACUUCCCUGAUGAGGUUGAAACUUUUAGAGAGAGUCGUGCCGCAGCAGCUGCAGAGUUGAAACGUCAGGCACAAGCACAGAGUGCACUGCCAAAUGGAGAUGUGAGGGUUAAAUCGGAGCAUUGA